This is a messenger RNA of Stereum hirsutum FP-91666 SS1, 555 nucleotides long. RefSeq lists its product as uncharacterized. The transcript is spliced from 3 exons. The coding region runs from base 51 to 335 and encodes 94 amino acids. The record is from RefSeq and is a predicted model, not a curated record. Lineage: Eukaryota; Fungi; Basidiomycota; Agaricomycetes; Russulales; Stereaceae.
GACGACUCGACACACAUACAACUCAACUCUGACGACUGCCUUGGCCAGCUAUGGCACUCAUAUCCACAAUGCUCGGCUUUUCUGCGUUCGGUGUUGCUACUCGUUGCUGGGCCCUCGGUAUUCAACACCGUCCUAUCUAUGACUGGCCAUUGGGACAUGUCCUUGUUGGAUUAACUUUCGGUGGGCUGGGAUAUGGAGCACAUCAGUGGGAUAUAAGGGCGUCAGAAAUUCUUGCGGAGAAGCGUGCAGAAAUUGCGGCACGGCGACAGAGGCAGAUCGAGCGAAUUGAGGCCCAGGGUCAGGCCGUCCUCGCAGAGCACGCACAACACUCAUAAAUUGGGGGUAUGGUGGAGCACUGGGGCUAGUGAUUGAGGAAUGCAUCAGACACGAUAUAGAAUUCUCAUCGUUACACCAUUCAUCGCGCUUUCGGAUCUCUCAAUCAGUGUUCUGGUCCGCUUUAUCUUCCCAUGUCCCUACGUCCUAGGAAGGGGCGUCCUGCAGCAUCCCACACAACCCCAUAUCGCAAUCCAACUAUUGUGCAAUGCUUGGCAGCCC